CUGUACUCCCUGUACUCGUUGGUGAAACGAGCGAAAUCUGUUUGACAGCUUGGUGCGUUAUGUUUUGGACUGUUUUGGACAAUGGUUUCCUACGUCGUUAAUCGCCGUCACGCGUAACCGUGCUCGAUUACAUCGAGACCUGCGAAGUUUACGUUUUUUUUUUUACUAAUGAAAGAAGCACGAUGUUGAAGUACGGUUUUCCCAUUACGAUAAUCGUUAUCGUCUAUCUGUCACAGCUGUCUGAGGCGCAAUAUGACGACAAGAGAUGCAAGUGCAUCUGCCCGAGUCUCUCUUCCGUCACAAACACGACGCAGUCGGCCACGGAGCGUCUCACAUACAUUAUAAAUGUUCCACCGUUACAAUGCAAGUGCGAGAGCGUCGUCCUGCCGAAACUUGGUGAUCAGAUAAAGGGCAAAGAAGAGGUAUUUUGCUCGCGAUGCGACUGCAAAUACGAAAACAGGAACACGACUAUUAUUAAGAUCGUGGUGAUAAUAGUUAUAUGGGUUAUCUCGUUGUUAGUAAUUUAUAUGUUAUUUUUAAUUUGUCUGGAUCCGUUGCUUAACAAACGGAUACACAAGGCGUCGGCAAAUAUUGGUUAUCAUGAACAUAAUAAUGAAGAGGACGACUCGUCUCUUGCACCUGGAACGUCACAUCCAAUGGGGGAAAGGGGCAAUGUUUUGAAUCGCGUCGGACACCAGCAAGACAAGUGGAAGCGACAGGUUCGGGAACAGAGGCGGAAUAUUUAUGAUCGUCAUACUAUGCUGAACUAAGUUGCACAUUUUGUUCUCUAAGUAUGUAAAAUAUUCACACAUACAGAAUACUUCUAGUUGCGAUUUGUUCAAUCCUUUCACAACAAACCUUCCGCGAAUAGUUUGUAUCGAUCAAAUAUAAAUAUAUUGCAGUAAUAAAGUAACAUUAAGCGUCA
This is a messenger RNA of Temnothorax curvispinosus, 925 nucleotides long. RefSeq lists its product as uncharacterized. The coding region runs from base 183 to 770 and encodes 195 amino acids. The record is from RefSeq and is a predicted model, not a curated record. Lineage: Eukaryota; Metazoa; Arthropoda; Insecta; Hymenoptera; Formicidae. The transcript has 5 exons. Gene Ontology annotation, cellular component: lysosomal membrane.